This is a messenger RNA of Pochonia chlamydosporia 170, 1512 nucleotides long. RefSeq names its product 4-aminobutyrate aminotransferase. The record is from RefSeq and is a predicted model, not a curated record. Gene Ontology annotation, molecular function: pyridoxal phosphate binding. Gene Ontology annotation, biological process: GABA catabolic process. The transcript has 2 exons. Gene Ontology annotation, cellular component: mitochondrion. Bases 1 to 1512 code for a protein of 503 amino acids. NCBI's taxonomy places the organism in Eukaryota, Fungi, Ascomycota, Sordariomycetes, Hypocreales, Clavicipitaceae.
AUGUCGGCCCUUCGUGCUGCUGGUGCGUCCCGACCCGGAAUGGUCCAGUCCCUUCGGGCUGCCGUGUCCAGGCGUUCCUUUCACAAUGUUGGCGCCAUGAGAAUGGCUGCUGCCAAAUCGUUCCACAAGGAUGAACCGGCUGCGCCUAUCCUGAAGACCAGCGUACCUGGUCCCAAGGCAGCCGAGGCUGUCAAAGAGCUCGACCAGGUCUUUGAGACCCGAAGCAUCAACAUGAUGGCCGACUACACUCAGAGUGUGGGCAACUACAUUGCCGAUCCUGAUGGCAAUAUGCUUCUGGACGUAUAUGCCCAGAUUGCCUCCAUUCCGGUUGGGUACAACAACCCCGAGCUUCGAAAAGUUGCUCAGACCCCGGAAAUGGUUGAUGCCAUUAUCAACCGUCCGGCCCUGGGCAACUUCCCUUCCCACACUUGGGCUAAUAUCCUCAAGACUGGUAUCCUCAAGGUCGCACCCAAGGGCCUUGAUAAUGUCUACACUGCCAUGGCCGGUUCCGAUGCCAACGAAAUUGCCUACAAGGCUGCCUUCAUGUACAAGCGACAGACUGAGCGAGGUGGUCCCGAUGUCGACUUCACUCCUCAGGAGAUUGAGAGUGCCAUGAACAACCAGGCUCCUGGCUCCGCUCAGCUCUCUAUUCUGUCCUUCAAAACUAGUUUCCACGGCCGUCUGUUCGGCUGCUUGUCCACUACCCGCUCCAAGCCUAUUCACAAGCUGGAUAUUCCGGCCUUUGACUGGCCCCAGGCGACCUUCCCCCAGCUUAAAUACCCUCUCGACCAGCACGCUGAAGAGAAUGCCAAGGCUGAACAAGCCAGCUUGGAUGAGGUUGAGCACCUGAUCAAGACCUGGCACCUUCCCCCUGCUGCUGUCGUCAUUGAGCCUAUUCAGAGCGAGGGUGGUGACAACCAUGCUAGCCCAGCUUUCUUCCAGAAGUUGCGCGCUCUGACCCGCAAGCACAAUGUUCUCCUGAUUGUCGACGAGGUUCAGACUGGUGUUGGCGCCACCGGCAAAUUCUGGGCUCACGAGCACUGGAACCUCCAGGACCCGCCAGACAUGGUUACCUUCUCUAAAAAGGCUCAGACUGCUGGUUAUUACUACCGCUCCAAGGAACUGCGUCCCAACAAGCCUUACCGUCAAUUCAACACCUGGAUGGGUGACCCAUCCAAAGCCUUGCUCUUCCGCGGCAUAAUUGGCGAAAUCGAGCGCCUCGACCUCGUGAACCACACCGCCAAGGUCGGUAACUACCUGUAUGGCAAGCUUGAGGGCCUCGCUAGCAAGUAUCCCGAACACUUCCAGAACCUGCGCGGCAAGGGCCAGGGUACCUUCAUUGCAUUCGACCACCCCAAGCGUGACGAGUUCCUUGUCAAGGCCAAGACCUUCGGUAUCAACAUCGGUGGCAGCGGUGCCAAUGCUGUUCGACUUCGCCCCAUGCUUACCUUCCAGGAGCACCACGCCGAUAUUCUGAUUGAAGCUCUUGAGAAGAUCGUCAAGGCCCUGUAA